Molecule: messenger RNA, 1272 nt
Organism: Akanthomyces muscarius
Lineage: Eukaryota; Fungi; Ascomycota; Sordariomycetes; Hypocreales; Cordycipitaceae
Exons: 5
Coding region: 1-1272 (423 amino acids)
Cellular component (GO): plasma membrane; Golgi apparatus; endoplasmic reticulum
Source: RefSeq, a predicted model, not a curated record
AUGUCCGACACUCCCCGCGACGUCGGUCGCACCGACUCCCGGGACUCUCACGAUUCGAGUCCCCCGAACGGCCCGGAGAAGAAGAAGAGCCGCCGCCCAGCAAAUACCGCGUUCCGUCAGCAGCGACUAAAGGCAUGGCAACCAAUCCUGACACCGAAAACGGUUUUGCCGCUCUUCUUUGUGAUUGGCAUCAUUUUUGCCCCCAUCGGCGGCCUACUUCUUUACGCCAACUCUACAGUCCAAGAGAUUAAAAUCGACUACACAAAGUGCAUUGCCGAUGCCAAAGACUCGUUCGGAGAUAUGCCUCCCAACACCAUCGAAAUGGCCUUCAAGAAUGGCAGUCUCAACGAUGUACAGCCCCAGUGGAAGAAGGAAACCGGCGUCAACAUCACCCUGCCCACGGGCGCCUCGGUCAGCACCGACAUUUGCACACUGCGCUUCAGCAUUCCCGACGACAUGAAGCCGCCCGUGCUCUUCUACUACCACCUCACCAACUUUUACCAGAACCAUCGUCGCUACGUCGACUCGUUCGACGCCGACCAGCUCAACGGUGCGGCGCCUGACGCCAGCGGGCUUGGCUCGUCCAAGUGCACCCCUCUCAAGACUCGCGACAACAAGCCCAUCUUCCCCUGCGGCCUGAUUGCCAACUCCAUGUUCAAUGACACCUAUACCAGCCCGAAACUCAUGAACCCGCCCGGCUCCAACUCCCCGCGCGACUACGCUAUGAACAACAGCACCAACAUUGCCUGGGCCAGCGACAAGGACCUCUACGCCAAAUCAGGGUAUAACUAUAGUGACGCAGUGCCCCCGCCUAACUGGCACGAUCGCUAUCCCAACGGCUACACUGCUGAUAGCCCCCCUCCGGAUCUCAAGAACUGGGAGGCUUUCCAGGUCUGGAUGCGUACCGCGGCCUUGCCCGACUUCAGCAAGCUGUACCAGCGCAAUGACGACGACACCAUGGAGAAGGGAACAUAUGAAAUUGCUAUUCACGAUUACUUCAAGGUGACCGAGUUUGGCGGCACCAAGUCCGUUCUCAUAACCACCCGCAGCGUCAUGGGCGGCCGCAACUCCUUCCUCGGAAUCGCCUACAUCGUCGUCGGUGGCGUCUGCAUCAUCCUCGGCGCCGUCUUCACCGCCACGCACCUGAUCAAGCCCAGAAAACUCGGCGACCAUACGUAUCUCUCGUGGAACAACGCCCCGACCGCCAAGUCGACUGGUGGUCCCGCCACCGCAGUGGCCUCUGGUCGCGACGUGCGUCAUGGCGAGGCUUAG